Molecule: messenger RNA, 1160 nt
Organism: Apis laboriosa (Himalayan honeybee)
Lineage: Eukaryota; Metazoa; Arthropoda; Insecta; Hymenoptera; Apidae
Exons: 2
Coding region: 248-631 (127 amino acids)
Source: RefSeq, a predicted model, not a curated record
CAACUGGAACUGUUGAGCGGUACGCGUGUUUCAACGUGAAAGUUUUCACCAUUGCAUAAGAUUAGUUAUCGAGAUAACUUGUGCAUUUUGACAAAAAAAGUUUCUAAAAGAGAUCAGUGAAACAAAAGUGUGCAUUUAAUUAUUAUAAACUGGCGAUCAAAAACGAAAGAAUUCCAACUUUUAGUGAAGUGUGUAAGAGAAUACUAGAAAAUAAUAAAUCGACAAGCAGAGACAAAUACUCACAGAUAUGACACGUUGCCAAAGUCUACAAUCCUAUGCAUCGUCUACAAUGUCUGAUAGUGGAAGCUUAUCGUGGACCGAACAAAAAGAAAUAUUUAGAUAUCCUAGAGGCACUAUAACGUGCGGUAUGUUACCAACAUUACGAGCUCUAGCAUCCAAGGAAUGCGAGAAUAAUCAGAGUAUUAUUUGUCUUGUACCUUUCGAUACGGAUAUGGAUUCUGCCAGUCACCUGCAAAUGAUCUUGCUGGAGGCAUAUUGUCGUGAGACGGGAAUUAGAGUGUUAAGAGUAUCCAGAGAAAGAAUACGAAAUCAUUUAUGUCCUGAAAGCGGCGAUUUAUCCUGCGUACUCAUCUCCAAUGACGAUCCAUACUUCUUAGAUACACCGGAAUGAAUUUGAAACAUGUUCAUUUAUCAAGAAUGAAUUUUUUUCGACUGGAUGCAGUCACAUAAUCAUAUCAAGAAGUUCUGAAAAAGAAUCAUUGGAUAUUGGAUAGAUGGCAGAAAACACAUCUUCAAUAGACAUUUUCGAUACAGAGAGAGAAAUCGAUUUUAAAGUUCAACUCGAACAGAGCAUAUCGAUAACGAAGAUUAACAUUCUAAAAAUGACAAAAAUUAUAUUUAUAUAUAUCUCGAUAUAUCGCGAUAAGCGAUUUUAAUCGCUAAAAUUGUUCAAAGAAAAAGGCGAUAUGAAAAUGAUCGAUUGUGAUCCGUGCAAAUACAUAUGUGUACGUGUAUAAAUAUAUAUAAAUGCAUUCGUACACACACGUGCGCGCGCGCGCGCACGUAUGCACACACAUUUUUUCAUUACGAUGUAAUUGUUAAAUCAAUAAAAUUAAUUAUAUUAUAUAUAUUUAAUUAUAUUAAAAAUGAAUCAUGUUACCGUUAUGAUUAUUUUGUAAUAAUAUACAUAUAUGUUACUA